AUGACAUCUCUCAACGGCCAUGCCGUCCACUCCCAAGCCGCUCAACGCCGCAUCGAACACCAUGAAGCCGACGUUGUGAUCGUCGGUGCCGGAAUUCUUGGUUGCGCACUAGCUUUCGCACUAGGAAAGCAAGGCCGAAGUGUUAUUCUACUCGAAAAAUCCUUGGAAGAGCCCAAUCGCAUUGUGGGUGAACUGCUCCAACCGGGAGGCGUUCAAGCAUUGGACAAACUAGGGUUACGCGACUGCCUCGACGACAUUGACGGAAUCGACGUGAAGGGAUACUGGAUCUCAUACUUUGGCGAACCGGUUAUGAUCGAGUAUCCCAAGUCCACAGCGUCAGCACCGGCACCGCUGGGACGGGCUUUCCACCAUGGACGAUUCGUGAUGAAGCUCCGACAGGCGGCCAUGAGCUGUCCAAAUGUCACUGUUGUCGAAACCAAGGUGACCGGACUAGUUACAUCUUCGCAUACAAACGAGGUUCUGGGUGUGGAGUGUGUUACCAAGGACCUGAAGGAUUGCUACUUUGGCCAGCUCACCGUGGCCGCCGACGGCUACAACUCCGAUUUCCGCAAAACGCACCACAAAUACACGCCCAAGCGUCGUUCGAAAUUCUACGGGCUGGAGCUUAUUGAUACUAAGCUUCCCGCGCCUAAUACCGGUCACGUCCUUCUCAGCGAUAGCCCGCCUGUGCUCAUGUACCAGAUUGGCACACGCGAAACUCGAAUCCUUGUGGAUGUCCCGGAUAAUCACCCUGGUGCGUCGGUGAAGAAUGGUGGUGUUAAGGGCUAUAUGAAGAACACCAUUUUGCCUAGGCUUCCAGAGGGCACGCAGGCGUCGUUUUCGGAUGCGUUAGAGACCGGCCAGCUACGGUCAAUGCCGAACUCGUUCCUACCCGCGUCGACGAACAAAACACCUGGAUUGAUGAUUCUGGGUGAUGCACUUAAUAUGCGGCACCCAUUGACGGGAGGAGGAAUGACAGUAGCAUUCAACGAUGUCUGUGUCAUUCGCGAGUUGCUGAGCCCAGAGAAGGUGCCCAGCUUUUCCGAUACAGAUCUCGUUCUCAAGCAACUUGCCAAAUUCCAUUAUGCACGAAAGAAGUCUUCCUCUGUCAUCAAUAUCCUCGCACAGGCCUUAUACUCGCUCUUCGCUGCCGAUGAUCCAAGCUUGAGAGCUCUUCAGCGUGGCUGUUUCCGCUACUUCCAGGUUGGGCCUGUUGGAGGUCCCGUCGGGCUAUUGGCAGGUCUCAUCAAAAAGCCUCUCAUCCUCGUCUCCCACUUCUUCUCCGUUGCGUUCCUCUCCAUUUGGGUCCUCUUGACUGAAACCCCUUUGACCCAGAUCGUCCUAUUCCCAUACAACGCUUUUAUGAUCUUGUACACGGCCUGCAUCGUGAUUUUCCCAUACAUCUGGACUGAAAUUUGGUAUUGA
Messenger RNA from Penicillium nucicola, 1425 nucleotides. It is a transcript of the gene erg1, whose product is annotated as squalene monooxygenase erg1. Lineage: Eukaryota; Fungi; Ascomycota; Eurotiomycetes; Eurotiales; Aspergillaceae. The coding region runs from base 1 to 1425 and encodes 474 amino acids. The transcript has a single exon. The record is from RefSeq and is a predicted model, not a curated record. Gene Ontology annotation, cellular component: endoplasmic reticulum; membrane. Gene Ontology annotation, molecular function: flavin adenine dinucleotide binding; squalene monooxygenase activity. Gene Ontology annotation, biological process: ergosterol biosynthetic process.